Molecule: messenger RNA, 888 nt
Organism: Glycine soja
Lineage: Eukaryota; Viridiplantae; Streptophyta; Magnoliopsida; Fabales; Fabaceae
Exons: 3
Coding region: 112-525 (137 amino acids)
Source: RefSeq, a predicted model, not a curated record
AUGCUAUCUUCUCUUUCACUUUCACAUCUUUAAAUCCGGCUUCUACGCUCGCGUCUCAGUUUCAGUUUUGGAUCUCUCUCUUCCCUCACACCAAUCUUCAGGAUUUGAAAAAUGGCAGAUUCCAAAGCUGGAUUGAGGAAGCCAGUGUUUACCAAGGUUGAUCAGCUUCGCCCGGGGACCAGCGGGCACACUUUAACUGUGAAGGUGGUCAAUGCUAAGAUGGUGAUGCAGAAAGGUCGUUCUGAUGGUCCUCAAUCCCGUCAGAUGCGAAUUGCUGAAUGUUUGGUUGGCGAUGAGACUGGAAUGAUCAUAUUCACUGCCAGAAAUGAUCAAGUGGAUAUGAUGAAAGAGGCUGCUACUGUGAUCCUGCGCAAUGCCAAAAUUGACAUGUUCAAAGGAUCAAUGAGGUUUGCUGUGGACAAGUGGGGCCGUGUGGAAGUCACAGAACCUGCUAGUUUUACUGUGAAGGAAGAUAAUAACUUGUCUCUCAUUGAGUAUGAACUGGUGAAUGUUGUUGUGGAAUGACUUAUUGGGACCUCUUGGAAUUUCUAAUGAGAAAAAAACUCAUCAUGCUCAUCACAGUUCACCUGAGUUUAGGAAUAGAGAUUUGAGAAGCCAGUAGUACCAACAGUUGCUUCUUACUGUUGCAACAGACUAUGUGGAUCUUGUAGCUUAACCACUGAACAGAUGGUGGAUUGAAGUGCAAGAAAAUGGGAAUUGGCUUCCAGAUCAUGCUUUUUGUUAUGCUCUCUGUUGACAUUUUAGAUUAUGUGUUUCUUCAUCUACUACGGAUUGCAUGUAUCAGAAUAUUAAUAUAUGGCAGAUGGUUGUUUAUAUUUGAGAAAAUCCUUUGUUUAAUCUCAAUAUAAUCUUUAUCAUGUUCUACCA